AUGACUGGAGGAAGCAGGGAAAUAGCAGAGACCAUGAAGCGGAGAAAAGUGAAAAUACUUUGUGUGCAAGAAGUAACGUGGAGGGCCGGCGGAGUAAGGGAGAUCGGAGAUUUAAUUAUAAUUUAUAAGCUAUGCUACUCCGGAAGCAGAACGGGAAGAAACGGCGUGGGUAUCAUCCUUAAUGAAGAGCUCAAGCAAAGGGUGGUGGAAGUCCAAAGGCCCUCAGACAGGUUGAUAUCAAUAAAGGUGCUAGCAGGAAAGAGUCUGAUCAACAUCGUGAGUGGUUAUGUUCCACAGAUUGACUGCGAAGAUCAAGAGAAGGAAGAGAAAGAAGAAACAACAGGAAAGAAGCUACAGAAGAUCAAGGUGUGGAAACUACGGGAAUGUGAAGGAGAAUACAGAAGGCAAGUGGGAGAGAGACUAAAGAGAAUGAAGAGAGAGACAGCAGCCGAAAUGUGGAAGGCCUCGAAGGAAGCAAUGGUGGAAGUGGCAGGAAAGCUGUGUGGAAGAACAAGUGGGAGAAGAGCAGGAGAACAAGAAACAUGGUGGUUGACAGAAGAGGUGCAGGAGAAGAUCAAGGAAAAGAAGAAAGCUUUCAAGGAGUGGCAGGAUGACAAGUAG
Molecule: messenger RNA, 621 nt
Organism: Penaeus indicus
Lineage: Eukaryota; Metazoa; Arthropoda; Malacostraca; Decapoda; Penaeidae
Exons: 2
Coding region: 1-621 (206 amino acids)
Biological process (GO): DNA repair
Molecular function (GO): double-stranded DNA 3'-5' DNA exonuclease activity
Source: RefSeq, a predicted model, not a curated record